AUGCCUCCGAGAAAGAAGCCCAAGUUGACGACUCAGCCGGAACCCUCUAACACCGGCACAAGUGAAGGCACAACGCAGAAUAGCGUGGGUUACGACCCAGUCACAGACCCGUGGACCGAUGAGCAGGAGACCGCGUUGUUAAAAGGCAUAAUUAAAUGGAAACCAGUCGGCAUGCACAAACAUUUUCGCAUGAUUGCUAUCUCAGAGUUUAUGAAGAGUCAAGACUCGUCCGAAGACGUCGAAAACUCCAAAGAACUCUAUUGCCCAUUUGACCUUCCCGAUGAUGAAUACCGUGAUUUAAAGUUUGCAAGGAGAUUUGCAAAGGACGGCUCCGUGUCCCCCGUUCAUAGUACCCAUGCAGAGUCCAGGAGAGGCAGCACGGUGGCUGAUACAGAUGAACCUCGCUCUUCUCCAGCCCCAUCUCGAGGAAGAAAACCAGGCCGUAGCAGUCGUCCGUCGACGCGAGGCACACGAUCCUCGCGGCUCCAUGUUGAAGUCGAACCUCCGGGGAAGGCAUCGGACACUGGAGAGGAAGACGGAGACUCCGAUGAAACCGGCGCAAAUGAUGUCGGCGAUGAGGAAGGCACGGACGGCGCGAAAGAUUAUAGCGAAGGUGAAGAUGAUGCCGAAGUAGAGGCCGGAGGUUCACCAACUACACGAAGCACACGUGCUAAGACGUCACGCUCGAAACAGAAGGAGAAGAGAGGUGCACCAACUGGGCCAAGAAGAGGUGCCCGACGGCGCUAG
This is a messenger RNA of Aspergillus tanneri, 747 nucleotides long. RefSeq lists its product as uncharacterized. The transcript has 4 exons. Gene Ontology annotation, cellular component: nucleus; H4/H2A histone acetyltransferase complex. The coding region runs from base 1 to 747 and encodes 248 amino acids. The record is from RefSeq and is a predicted model, not a curated record. Lineage: Eukaryota; Fungi; Ascomycota; Eurotiomycetes; Eurotiales; Aspergillaceae. Gene Ontology annotation, biological process: regulation of DNA-templated transcription.